Messenger RNA from Spirometra erinaceieuropaei, 5760 nucleotides. The record is from the annotation of a GenBank genome assembly. NCBI's taxonomy places the organism in Eukaryota, Metazoa, Platyhelminthes, Cestoda, Diphyllobothriidea, Diphyllobothriidae.
AUGGUGUGUUCUUGCCGAAUUUUCUUUCAUUUUGACGAAAAAAACUUUAGACACCCCGCUCUUGUUGCCGUCUUUUAAAAACUUUAGGUUCAUGCCUCACCGCUUAGGAUAGCUUGAGUGUCAGGGAAUUUUGCUUUUCGGCAACAUAUUAAUUAAUAUGUUGCUUCAGUGUAUAGGUCAUGAAGGAAUUGUCACAUUCAGUUUGUGACUAAGGUGUUCGGCAUUUUUAAAUCACUUUCAGUCCGCAGGCUUCACUCUGCACCUGGAAAUGCACUGCAGGUAUUUAGGAGUGCUUUUUGCCCCAGCCCUUCCGAGCCAAAAGUACCGGGGGCCAAUAGCAUGCUUUUAAAACCAUGUUUCACCAAGAAAACGCGAUUCGUUGGUAAUUAAGACAUCAUAUUAUCAUAGUCACUGGCGUCGCUCGUUUAUAUUGGUCGCGUAUGACAUAAUUAUGCUGCUGUCGUCAGCCGGCUGCGCUACCCAGACCCGUACAUCCGGGUAUUUUUGAUUCGGUCGUCAGCUUGCCUCAUCACUUAGACACUUUUAAGACCUUUACUUGAUCGCGCGCGUCAUUCGCUCGUUGUUUCCCAGUCUUGUCCUUGGGACACUACAGUUCGUACAAUUCUUGUAAUUUAACACCCCCACUUGCUUUAGGCUACCAAGUCUGUGGCAAUCUGUUGGGUCGUAGUUUACGGAAGGUCGGAAGUGACGCGAUACAUAGUAAGUUACGGCUGGAAAACGAUUAAUGUUGACUGGAGAGCUGUGUAAAGCUUGGCGUGACGAUCGACUUCCCCACUUACUUUUUAUUCCGUCACAGGAACUAGGCUGACGACCCAUAUAACAUUGAAGUAAAGGCUAAGGAGAACCCUCCAACAGUUCCAGGACCCUUAGUUCUGCUUUUUGUGAUUGUGCACACAUCUGACUUUUCCGGCCUCUUCAGACGCGAUGAGCAGCAGAUUUUGGUGAUUUGACCCCAUGUUCUCCGUCCGCGAGGGCUAGAUAUCAUUGGCCCAAGCACCCUUGACAGACCGCGUUGAGCCAAUUUCAUCAGACCUUUUUGCCGCCGUCAGAUUUGGGGCAAUAGCGUGAGGGCGACGAAGGAUGUGUCAAAGCCACCACUGUAAUCUUUAUGGGAUGGCCUGAGGUACCGUUGCGAUGUUAUCGCAGCGAGUACUGACUGUCUUAUCCUACGAAGUCGGUGUAAUUCGCUCAAACAAAACUCGGGCGACGGUGGUCGAUCACUUUUCAUUCGUCUUUCACAUGCCCAGCCCACAAAUAACAACCAUGCGGUGAACUUACUGAACAGAUGCCUCGUACACAUAGAUGUUGGUCAUGGUUUUGGCAUUACAAAUGGGCUGUUCACGCGUCGGAAGGCUCACAAAAGGUCCUCUAGCAGCAUUGGUUGGGUCGACGAUGCUACAUUAAGUCUGUUUGUUUGAAGCUGUUUACUCCUGUCCGAAAACCAGAAUCACGAGCACUGUCCUCCUACAGUCCAAGCAAUAGCUAUAAAUUUAUUCUCUUCGCAACGAUUAAAUCGACUGACUAAACGACUUCUUUUACCCGCUACGUUAUAUCCCAUGGGUCAGAAUAGCCUAGCAAUAGCAGAGCAACAUCACCAACCUAGUCGAGCCAGUCAGUCAGUAUUGAUGGGACCCCAGUGGGUCUUUAUUAAAAAUCAUUUAUUUAUUUACUAUUUUAUUUAUCCUAUUGCAAAUUCGACGCUAAAUUGUAUAAAGCCCUUCGGAAAAUUCGGCCAAUGCCGUAGUUUAAUAGAAUGGGCAACAGGGUGAAAACUUACCUAAAGACACCGUCCGUAUAGGCCAUUUGUUGCUCGCGUCACAAUUGUUUCCGUGACCGUGUAGAUCUGCCGUUGUUACUUUGUGCCCGGGUACUCUUAUAAUUGUUGAAUCGCGGUUGUCGGGAUCUAACUUAACAAGCCAUUCAGUCUACGUGACUAUGACCAUCCUUGAACUACGCACUGCAUUUUUUGGAAUCGUCGCCCUAGAUGUGCGCCAGCAGAUCGGAACAAACGUGGAAAAUAUGGUUUUCUUUGAAGAAUUUGCUGCAUAUUGCCUUUUGGAAUACAAAAACAUCUCGCACAGAAACUCGCAAAUUGUGCAUGCCCUGAGGACUUUUUGCGAUGCCUGCUGGAUGUAUUUGCUCAGGAGACCUAUUAUCGUGUACCCACAGCUGCCAUUUUCAUGUCAUAUGUACCGGACACCUGCCGCUAACCGACCACAAUUGAGUGCGACCGAAUAAAACGGUGGCUCGAAUCGGUCCACGUGACCUCCAUCGGGUGUUCAAGUGGUCAGGGCCUAUACUAACUCGGUUACGUUGUUUACCUCUGUCCGCAUGCGAUCUGCCUUGUGUGCCAACUGUCGAAGUAAGCUCCGAGGAUUUUUCUUCCUAGAUAAGGGUAAUUGUCUUGCUCUUUGCGUCCGAAUUUACCUACCCAAUCAUGAUGAGCAAUUGUGGUGCAGAUCUAUUGUAAGGCUUAUGAUAACCGGAGCCGACGUCUCUGCCAAAUUGUCAAGGUGACCACGAGGUGUAGAGCUCCAGAUCACCGAAGUACGUGUAGUCUUCAGAACCUUAGGACGGACACGAGGUCAGACGGGAGGCGAAGCUAAAGUUGCACAGUUGUUUUAAGCCAAUGGGACACUAUAGGUAUCCGCAGAAGCUGUUUGCCACAUUCUCUUGUAAAAAGAAUUUUUCUAAGAUAUUAUCUCAUGUAGAUGUGACUCGAUAAACCUUCAACGAUAAGGUUGUUCUCUUGUACGCCUGGAAAACUGGUGCGAGGCGGCAAGAGGGACCAAAGACCAGAUGGCGUUUUUUAUUUUAGGAACCCAUAGCCAGUGGUGAUCAUCGACACUCCUAGCCUUUAUCUCAUUUGUUAUUUAGAACUUUAUCCAAGUUAACAAAUUUUUACUUAAUAAGUGUUUUGACGGAUUUCGAAUAAUUCAUUUUGACCCAACUGUGAAAAACUCGGCGCGUCGAUGGGAUUCGAACCCACAACAGCAAGAGGAAAGCUUUAGUACAGCCAACGCUAUAGCCAACUGAGCUACGAGGCCCCAUCAGGAGCUGUAAGUUUAAUCACAUCUGGGUCAGUCAGCUUACUGUAUCAGAUUUGGUGGAUUUCAGACGUUGCGGUAGGUUGGGUGGGUAACUUGACUCAUGUGAUUAUAUUCACGGCUCCCAGUGGGGGCUCGUAGCUCAGGUGGCCAGAGCGCUGGUUGUGCUAAAGCCUUUCCCUUGCCGUUAUGGGUUCGAAUCCCAGCAAGGCGCCGAGUUUUUUAUAGUUGGGUCAAAAUUAGAAAUCUUUAGUUAUACAGAAACUGAAUACUGUUAAUGGCCAGCUCUUUUCAUUGUUGAAGAAGCUGCUUCAGUACUGACCUAGGAGGACACGAAACCAAUCGAAAUAGCUUAUCAUUGUAAGAAGGCAGAGUACCUGCUGAACAACCACCUGCCCAUCACGAUUGGGGUUGCUCACCCACUCUUGUAAAUGUUAUUUUGCAGGAGACUCGCCUAACAACCGGCACGUGCGCCUUGGGCAGGCAAAUAUUUACAGUAAGAAUAACUGUUAAAACGUUAUCAAGUAAGAUUUACGGUAGAGUAUGGGCACAAUGAUGCUGUUGUAUGCUCGACCUUACGGCCAAACCAACUUACUGGGAGGUCUUUUUGCUGUAAGUGUGAAUUCCUGUCCGGCUCAUGCACGCUCACGCAUAAAACGUCCGCACGGGAUUAUUGGCUGCUGGUAAAUUUUCAUUGCCUUUUCCUCUGCACCUGUGCUAAAACCUCGGUUGCCUAAUGCUUCUAGGACGUCUUCCUCACGGUUCGACGGGCCAAGACUACGCUGUUUCUCAGCGUGAAGGAGAGCAUGGAGGUGCUUGAGCUAAAGAAGAUGAUUGAAGGCAUACUGAAAGUCCCGCCUGAAGAUCAACUGCUGUUACGUCAAAGCACCCCCAUGGACGACCACAAACCUCUUGCCUACUACAGUCUAAAUAGUCAGACCGCCCGCGCUCACAGUCCUGCAACUCUCGGACUUUGUCUUCGUGAUGCGGGCAAGUAUAGUCAGAAUGCGUUGUUUUGUAUUGAACCAGUGCUACACAAGCCUCUGAUUCGUGUUUUCAAAUUCCUGGGAUACCGGUGCCAUAGAGGGCGGCAUCCCGUUGAGACUAAUGACAGCAUUGCUGUGGCCCAAUAAAUUUAACAGUCAUCAAGGUUCCCUCCAGACCCCCACGUUGAAGUUGUGGCGCUGGCCCUUAUUAGUUAUUUCUGCCUUGGUAAUGCACCAUUCUCUGUAGAGUUUUGUGCUGGGCACCUCGAACACUGCUCACUUUAGGAUUAUCAGUCUCGAUGAGUGUGUUUUAUGAACUAUCGGCACCUAUUAGCUUAUUUUAUACUGUUCUGGAAUCCAGUUUUGUUUAUCAUCGAUAUAUCGAUAUUUUUAUUUAAUCGGAAAGUGGAUUCCAGGUCAGAUUCAAAGAAAACCGACUUUUAAAACUGAUUUGACAACCCGGCCGCCUGCAUAUAGUGAAUUAUCUUUGGGUUCGAACCGUUUAGGUACCGGAAAUGAGAGUGUUUCUAGCUAACAUGCAUAAAGAAAACGUUAAUAUGAAACGAAUCUCGAAGUUUGGUCUUCGAAAUUCUCUCUAUAAAGCGUUAGGUUUGCAUCACCAUAUCAGUUUUCCUUCAACCUAUCUCUACUGACAUACUUUUGGGUCUCCCUUUUGUGGUUUUUGAUUGCCAUCAAUUCCUCGUCUACAUCCUCCAUUCAGCGAUUUUUUCGUAGUUUACUUGUGGGUGCCAAAAUGCCCGGCCAACCUCCCGGUUGGUUGCUCGGUUUGGUUUCGUCAUCGUUCCUCAGGGCUACCGAGGCUUUGCAGCCCUCUCUUUACACAUCCAACUCUUUUUUGUUCAACCUGCGUAUCCAUGACUAGACGAGUUAUGCGCGAUCAAAUUAUUGCACCAUCUGACCGGGAGUUUAUCCAUCGUAAAAGUAUCCAGCUGCUAACUCGCCUUGGUAGGCAUUGGCGCAAGGCCAACGCCCCCUGCUUAGUGUUAAGCCUAGCCGUAAGGUAUUAUUGAGGCGUUCUAACUAGAAACAUUUCUGUCGAACGAGAUGAUUAUUUGACGUCACCUCCUCGCCCGCAGAGCUGGAAACGUCCAUAUUCCAGCAGUCUUUGGAUAUAGAUGCCUAAGGAAUGCCGUGUUAAUCAAAUGUUUCGAUAUUUAUAUUUCAAAAACAUCUGUUUUUCGGUCUGCUUUUGACCAGAGAAAUUUCUACGGAUGCUUGAAAAAGGUCCACUGGGCCGAACCGUAUCUAGUAAACUGCACCAGUUCACGGAAAGGGGGAGCUAGUGACGGGGGGGUGAUUAACGUGAAAUGUGAAUGAAUUCCAGUGCCCACACGGAGUAUUCGGAGUGUUUCCCACCGUUAAAUAGAGCAGUUGCCACACGUGACAUCCACUCGUAAAGUCAUCUCUUAUGUGUCAAACUUCUGCCAUUCGUUAGGUUAACCCCCCCCCUCUUCCAUUUACUAGUCUGUCUCAGUUUUAAUAUGUACUUCGCUGUGGUGCCUUACUAGGCCUAUUUCAGUAUCGCCUAGUCACACUCGUUCUAAUGAUUUCCAGAGAGCGGACAGUUCGAAGUUCUUGACAUUACACCUUACUCAACUCCGCCUGAACUGCCGGAGGUGAUGCGAUGCCAGGAGAACCUACCGCCCCAAAGUGCUCAAGAAGUCGGCGCUGGCGUAAAACAGUAG